Cygnus olor (mute swan) is the source of this 6913-nucleotide messenger RNA. RefSeq names its product F-box protein 41 (gene FBXO41). The transcript has 13 exons. NCBI's taxonomy places the organism in Eukaryota, Metazoa, Chordata, Aves, Anseriformes, Anatidae. Bases 450 to 2855 code for a protein of 801 amino acids. The record is from RefSeq and is a predicted model, not a curated record. Gene Ontology annotation, molecular function: protein binding.
UUCCCUUCCCCAGGGCCCUCCAUGGAGCUGCCGGCCGCAGGGAGCCGGCUGCUGCCCGCGGGGCUGGGAGCCCGCAGCCCUCCUCCCUCCGCCCCGACCAAGCCCUGAAGCCGCCUCCUUUGUGCACCGGGGCGGGUGGGAGCUCUCGGGGCCCCCCCUUCCCUUCCUCUGCUCCCCCCCGCGGCUCGGCGGGGACGGGGAAGCGGCAGAGAUGCUGCCCUGGCCGCAGGAGCGAGGAGCAGCGCCCAGCACCAUCCGAUGCUGAUGCCCCCCCAGGACUUUGCCGGACCCCCUCUCCCAUCCCAGGGCUCCCACCCCACCAUGCCCCAGCGGAGCCGUGGCCCCACCAUCCGGGCUUCCCCGAUCCAUCCCACGUGCCACCCGUCCAUCUGUCCCACACCAUGAGCGGGGCCGCACAGUUCCCCUGCGUCGGGGUGCGUAGCUGAGGGAUGGCCUCGCUGGACCUGCCCUACCGGUGUCCGCGGUGCGGGGAGCACAAGCGUUUCCGCAGCCUCUCCUCGCUGCGGGCGCACCUGGAGUACAACCACACCUAUGAGACCCUCUACGUCCUCUCCAAGACCAACAGCAUCUGCGAUGCCGCCGUCUUCCCCCUGGCCGCCGACGGGGCCCUGCUGACGCCGGCCGCCCGGCGGGACUACUUUGAGAGCACCUCCUUCCAAGGCAAGGAGCAGCGCUUCUCCUGCGACCUCGUCCCUGCCGAGGAGCUGGAGCCGGCCCCGUCCUCCUCCCCCUCGCCCCGCUAUGUCCAUGAGAUCGAGAUCCCGCUGACCGAGAUCUUCACCCGGGGCAAAGCCGUGGCGCCGGCCCCCACGCCGCCGGCCGCUAUGGACGCUGCCUACGAGGAAGGCCUGGCCCGCCUGAAGAUCCGUGCCUUCGAGAAGCUGGAGGUGGACAAGCGGCUGGAGAAGCUGACGGAGGAGGUGGAGCAGAAGAUCGCCUCGCAGGUCGGCCGGCUCCAGGUGGAGCUGGACCGCAAGAGCUCGGAGCUGGAGAAAGCCAAGCAGGAGAGCCUGCGGCUCAGCCGGGAGAAGCAGGAGCUGGAGGACCGGGCGUCCGAGCUGUCCCGCCAGGUAGACGUCAGCGUGGAGAUGCUGGCCUCGCUCAAGCAGGACCUGGUGCAGAAGGAGCAGGAGCUCACCCGCAAGCAGCAGGAGGUGCUGCAGAUCGACCAGUUCCUGAAGGAGACGGCCGCCCGCGAGGCCAACGCCAAGGUGCGCCUCCAGCACUUCAUCGAGGAGCUGCUGGACCGUGCGGACCGCGCCGAGAAGCAGCUCCAGAUCAUCAGCAGCAGCUGCGGCACCACCCCGAACGGCAGCCUGGGGCGCUGCGGCACGCCGGGCGCCAAGGCCAUCGGCCGACCGGUACCGGCGCGGGCACAGAGAGAGAGGCACCCAGGGCCGGGGACGGCCGUGCACGGCCCCUACGCCAUUCCCAACCAGCGCUCCUCCUCCAGCACCGGGGCCUCGAGCAGGGCGAAAGCGGUGUCGCAGAGCUCGGGCUGCUACGACAGCGACAGCGCGGAGCCGUGCCCCACCGACGACACCGCCGACGGGCACCCCUACGCUGCACGGGACGGCGGCCGGGGCUCAGGGCUGCGGCGCCAGGCCAUCCAAAAUUGGCACCGCCGGCCCUACCGCAACAGCACCGAGGGCGAGGAGGGCGACGUCUCCGACGUGGGGUCCCGCACCACCGAGUCGGAGGCUGAGGGCUGGGACCCGGAGGUGCCCGGCAUCGCCGCAUCCCGGCCCCCCGGCAGCUGCCGGCUGACCGCCAGGUCCGAGGGGGCCAUGUGCAAGGGGGGCCGGCUGGAGAGGGGCAGCCCUGUCCACUCCAGCGAGGUGAUCAGCCCCGAGAUCCUCAAGAUGAGGGCAGCGCUCUUCUGCAUCUUCACCUACCUGGACACCAAGACCCUGCUGCGGGCGGCCGAGGUGUGCAAGGACUGGAAGUUCGUGGCCCGGCACCCGGCCGUGUGGACACGGGUGCUGCUGGAGAAUGCCAGGGUCUCCUCCAAGUUCCUGGCCAUGCUGUCCCAGUGGUGCACCCAGAUGCACUCCCUCACCCUCCAAAACCUCAAGCCACGCCAGCGGGGGAAGAAGGAGAGCAAGGAGGACUACAUGAAGAGCACGCGGGGCUGCCUGGAAGCCGGGCUGGAGUCCCUGCUGAAGGCCACGGGCAGCAACCUGCUCAUCCUCCGCAUCUCGCACUGCCCCAACGUGCUGACCGACCGCUCGCUCUGGCUGGCCAGCUGCUACUGCCGGGCCCUGCAGGCCGUCACCUACCGGAGCUCUACGGACCCCGUGGGUCACGAAGUCAUCUGGGCCCUCGGAGCAGGCUGCAGGGACAUCAUCUCUCUCCAGGUCGCACCUCUGCACCCGUGCCAGCAGCCAACACGUUUCAGCAACCGCUGCCUUCAGAUGAUCGGCCGGUGCUGGCCGCACCUGCGGGCGCUGGGCAUCGGAGGGGCAGGCUGUGGUGUCCAGGGACUGGCCUCCUUAGCCCGAAACUGCAUGCGGCUGCAGGUCCUGGAGCUGGACCACGUGGCAGAGAUCAACCAGGAGGUCGCAGCUGAGAUGUGUCGCGAGGGGCUGAAGGGGCUGGAGAUGCUGGUGCUGACCUCCACGCCGGUCACCCCCAAAGCCCUGCUGCACUUCAACAGUGUGUGCCGGAACCUGAAGUCCAUCGUCGUGCAGGUGGGCAUUGUGGACUACUUCAAGGAACCCCACAGCCCUGAGGCCAAGAAGAUGUUUGAAGAAAUGGUGAACAAGCUUCAGGCCCUGAGGAAAAGACCCGGCUUCUCCAAGAUCUUACACAUCAAGGUGGAAGGAGGCUGCUAGACCUUCAGGGAACCACCAAGCACAUUCCCUCUCCUGCCCGGCGGAGCCAGAGGCCCCGCACAACCGAACCCAAGCCCACCGCGCUCCUGGAGCCCGGAGACGCUGGCCCAUGCACAAAAACCCAAAACUCUCCAGGCCUUAGUGAGCAGCCCGUGCUCGCCCUGGGGCCAGCUCCACAGACGUGUGGCGGGCCAGAAGGUGCUACUUAGGGGAAUUUUUCAGCUGCCCAAAGGGGCAGGCCCGUGCUGUUUCCCUGAAGGGAAGACGGCUUCGAACCCCACGGCUGCUCAUCGCCAAGGAUCCUUGUUUGGGGGAUGUCUUUUUCUUUGAACUCUCUUUCUUUGGGGGUUGUUUUUUCAGUUUGGUUUUUGGCCACUUGCUGGUGUGGGAGCUGAGGAUGGCUCAGGCCACCCCCGUGGGCUCUUUGCAGAGCACUGGGCCCAGUGUGUCACCACCAGACUGUCCUGUCCCCUCCGUGGGCUGGUGGAGGAGGGCUGGGAAGGGCCUUUCCUCCUCAGGAAGCAGUGCCCAGCCUUCCUGCGGGGUUUCUGCUCACUUUCAUCACAUUUCUGUGACAGAAAGCCCGAAGGUGGGUAAAAGCUGCCCAGAAUCCAGCAGCCACGACAGCACAAGCACAGCACAGCUGCGUCUGGGGGCUGCAGGAGCCAGAGGACACCAGGAGAAGGCCGCUCGUCCAGAGGCCUCCAGCCUCGCCCCACCUCACACACACACACCCAUCCCUCCCUGCCAAGGCAAUAAACCAGCCCCAAGGUCCUCGCCCACCAGGAAACACGGGUCAUGCUCCCAUCCCCACCGGUGCUGACCACCCGCUCAGGCUCCUUCUGGAGCCAGUUGUCCUGUGUGGAGAGAGGGACUGGCACGGGACACCCACAUCUGUCGUCUCCUCGCCAUCCCCAGCAGCCCGAAGGAGAAACCCAGGCCAAAUCAUCCUGAAAUCCAAAGCAGCUGGAGGAAGCACCAGCCCAACCACCCUGGUAGAGCCCAUAUCUCUGUCCACUGCUUCUUUUAUAAUUCUGCUUUUGCUCCUCUGGCUAUCUCCUUCCUGCGACCUCGUCAGCCACCAAACACCCUUCUUUUUCCAAAGGAGAAGGUUCUUGAAAGGCUUCCAGCAGGGUCAGGCAUCUCCGUCCUCAGCCCUGGAGAGAAGACCCCAGGGGACCCCCAUCACAGCACUGCCCGCAGCAGGGACCUGGUGCCCUUAUCCACGGCCCCAACCAGGCGUGCUUGGACCCCACGCCUUAUGCCGAGAGGAGCCGACUGGGAAGAGCAGAUUUGGGGAGGGAUUUGUCUUCUUCUGGGCCAUCUUUGAAGGUUUUGGUGCCUGUUGGUCAAUGGGGCCACCUGUGGUGCGUGCGGGGCUGAGAAGAGUCGGCUCUUCCCGGAGCAUCUCCCCUUCCUCCAGCCCUGCCAGGGUGCUGGGCUGCCACCAAGCGUCCCCUUGGGAUGGAGGAGACCGCAGGCCCGUCCCUGUACACCUUCCCCACCCACAUCACUGACCUCAGCGAGGAGUUCCGACCAUGCUGGCAACCCACGGGGACCCCAAUAGAAAACACCCAAAUUGCCGAGGCCGACAGUGGGGUGGAGGCAGCUCCUGGCUCUCCGACCCCAGAAGACCAUUUCGUCCCCUCCUCAUCCCAUCUCCGUUCUCUCCUCCAAAGCAGGGUAGGGUCGCGUGCCUUUUUUUUGGCCGUAACCCCCGACGUGAAGCACCUCCGCCCCCCGCUGACUCCCUGUGCACACCAAGUAUGGGAUCCCCAAAAAUUGCCUGCGAGAAACAACCACGUCCUGGGGACAAGCUCCCACCACGGGUUACCUCCACCCCGGGGAGGCUGGGACAUGCAGAAACGGGGGCACAAGGAGCAAGGGGUGCCCCCACCAGCAAAAAAAAACACCCAGCAAGGCUACAGCCCCCGGCCCCAUGCACCGCUGUUGUCACCAUCCCACGAGCGUGGUGGCCCUGGUGGGGACGUCCCCAUUGGAAACAGCGCAGAGACUUGUGAAAUUCCCUUCAAAGAAACAAAGUAAGUAUUUAUUUCUAUAAAAAAAAACAAAGAAGGAAAAAAAAAAAAAAGAGAUUUUAAAGGAAAAUUAUAUACUCAGCAUGUUUAUACACUCUAUGCUUAAAGACUAUCGUGUCGGAGAGUCGUGGCCCAAGGCUGAAGGUGGCUGCCCCGGGUGUGCUGCUGGUCCCUGCUGGCUCCUGGAGGCUGCGAGGAAGGCGAGGAUGGGGUUGGGGAGAGGCUGGGGAGGUGUUGAGGACUUGGAGAAACCUUCGGUGCCCACCAGAGUGGCUGCUGGUGUUGUCGGUGCACAUUUUGGCUUGUGGACAUGGUGGUGUGGGGCAUCGGUGGGUGGUUCGGCUUUGUGUGACGUCCCCGUCCCCCAGCCCCAUGAGGGUUUUGUCACAUAGGACAGCCUCAUCCCAAAUCGGUGUUUCGGUGCGUCGCCAAGACCAGACCAAACCAACUGCCUCCCCCUGGGGCAUUCCCAAAAAGUCCAACUUCUGGCUUGGCAAAGCCCCGUUUUUACAAAAACCCGUGACGACACAAGGCCUUGAGCGGGUUCAAGGCUCUGAAGAUGGAACAUGAGGGUUUUUUCCCCCCAUUUUUCUCACUGCCUGGGCUUGGACACAUCCCCUCCUCUUCCUCCUCUUCCUCAGCCAGGGAUGAAGGCAUCUGACACGGUGACGUGGGCUUGGUGGUAAUGAGAGCCCUGCAUCUCCCCAGCCUUCCCGGGGGCUCUUAAUUGCCGAGGUUGUUAAUGGCAACGAGCUCAUUAACGGUGUCUCAGUGUUGGUUUCCCUGCUGGCUCCCAGUCCCAUGGGCACGGUGCCACUGGGUGCCCCACAGCCCCCAUCGCCCACCCUCUUCCCCCCCCCCCAUGGGUGCUCAGCAACGCUGCCCGUGGCCGCAGGCUUCUCCGCUCGGUCAUGGGGCUUCAGCCCUGUUCCCUCUGGAAACGAUGAAGACCAAAAAUCCCAAAUCCCCCAGGAGCACCCUGAAAUCAUGCAGCGCUUUAGGGUGCCGGGAGGGAAGGCACUGCUGUAGCGUGAGCUCAACCCCAUACCAGACCCUAGAGAAGCCCCACUGGGGCUCUGCGAUGACAAUCCCCAGCACAAUCCAGGGGGUCCAGGGCGAGCAGCUUUCUUUUGGGGUUGUGGUGGCUUCCCACAGGACCAGUUUUGGGGGAUUUCUUUCUUUUCUAGCGAGCUUGCCCAAAGUUGUCCCAUGGCCAACGUUAGCCGCAUUCCCCUUCUCUUGAACCUCGGUGCUGGGCAGGGGCAUCAAGAGGAAUAACACCAGCAAAAGCCAGCUCGGGGGCCAAAUUCACCCCAAAUCCAUGUUUUUUCUGCCUCCCUCCCUCAUCCAUUGGGUUUUGCUCUGCAUCCAUCGCUCGCACCCAGGGCAGCGGCUGCUCCCCUGAAGCUGGGCUCAGGGCUCGUGGCUCCAGGAGAGGAGAAAAGCCCCGCGUCGGCUCCGUCCGAGGAGGAUUUAAAUUUGAUAAGACAAGCAAGGCGGAUGGCAAGGGAAAAAUAUCCCAAAUGUCGCCACGGGUCACAGCCCUGGCUGCUGCCCAAGGCACGGGCAAGGCCAGGUCUUACGCAGCCGAAAGGCUCUGAAUUAGGUUGAAACAAACAAAAAAACAAACAAAAUAUAUGAAAAAUGUUGAUAAAGGCUCUUAGGCUCAUCUCAAAGCAGGCAACGAGUGAUUUCCCUCAGCUCUAAGAGGAGCCGCGACGAAGCCAGCCCCUGCUGGGAGCUGGCACAUGGCUCCAGCCUCUCGUUUUGGGUUGAAAACCUGCAGGUUCGGGUGGAGCAACAGCGUUUGGGAAUCGGUGCCAAAUGACAACAUGCUUUAAAAAAAAAAUAAAAUAAAAAACGGGGAGCAGGGUGAUUUUAGCAGCUGGAAAUGGUUUGUCGCAACCAAAGUGUGGCGGGGCGGUGGCGCAGGCCGUCCCCACCAGCGGGAGGAAAAGCUGCUGCAAACCCCUCCCUGCCGCACAGCAGCGAGGGGAAAACUGCCUGAAAGCAGGAAAA